GUUUUGGACCUGCACAUUGCCGUUAGAGUCGCAGAACAACAAAGGAGAGGUUUUCUUUUAAUAGCUGUAAGGAGCUAAGCUAAUUCUUCUUCCAAACAUUACAGGGUGACACGUCAUGGGGAAACACAACAGCAAGCUGGCUCCAGAGGUCCUGGAUGACCUGACCAAGAACACCGAAUUCAACGAAGCAGAGCUGAAGCAGUGGUACAAAGGCUUCCUCAAAGACUGUCCCUCUGGGAUCCUCAACCUGGAGGAGUUUCAGCAGCUCUAUGUAAAGUUUUUCCCAUAUGGCGAUGCUUCCAAAUUCGCACAGCAUGCAUUUCGGACAUUUGACAAGAACGGUGAUGGGACCAUCGACUUCAGAGAGUUUAUCUGUGCCCUUUCCAUCACCUCCAGGGGCAGCUUUGAGCAGAAACUCAACUGGGCCUUUAACAUGUAUGAUCUGGAUGGGGAUGGAAAGAUUACUCGUAUGGAGAUGUUGGAGAUCAUUGAGGCCAUCUAUAAGAUGGUGGGAACUGUGAUCAUGAUGCGAAUGAAUGAGGAUGGGUUGACCCCUCAGCAGCGUGUGGACAAGAUCUUCUCAAAGAUGGACAAGGACCACAAUGAUGAGAUCACCCUGGAAGAGUUUAAAGAGGCUGCAAAGUCUGACCCCUCCAUUGUCCUACUGCUGCAGUGUGACAUGCAGAAGUAG
Molecule: messenger RNA, 691 nt
Organism: Cheilinus undulatus (humphead wrasse)
Lineage: Eukaryota; Metazoa; Chordata; Actinopteri; Labriformes; Labridae
Product: hippocalcin-like protein 4
Exons: 4
Coding region: 116-691 (191 amino acids)
Molecular function (GO): calcium ion binding
Source: RefSeq, a predicted model, not a curated record